Nannospalax galili (Upper Galilee mountains blind mole rat) is the source of this 150-nucleotide messenger RNA. RefSeq lists its product as uncharacterized. The record is from RefSeq and is a predicted model, not a curated record. The annotation marks the transcript as partial. Lineage: Eukaryota; Metazoa; Chordata; Mammalia; Rodentia; Spalacidae. The transcript is spliced from 2 exons.
AGAAAGAAAGAAAGAAAGAAAGAAAGAAAGAAAGAAAGAAAGAAAGAAAGAAAGGGGGAGGAGGGGAAGGAGGAGGAGGAAGAGAAGGAGGAUGAGAGGACGAAGAGGAGGAGGAGGAGAGAACAAGAGGAGCAAGAGCAAGGACACUGA